AUGGCCGGUUCAGAGCUGUCAGCUUGCCGUGCAGCUCUGGUCAAUGCAAAAGGCGACGUCAAUCUGGCGGCUCAACUUCUACUGUCCGACGCCUCUGUGACCACAGAUGGGCUUCUCUUCGGGGAUUGUUCGGAGUGUCAUGAGACCAAUGUUGCAGGAUACUUCGGUCAAGGCUCCGAUGCCGAGACCUUUUACUGCCAGUCCUGUUGGAGCCGAUGGGAUCGAGUUGGGCACAUGCAAGAUAUGGAGCAAGAGAAUAUGUUGCAGCGGGAUCUUGGUCUACUUGAGGCACCGACUCUCGAUGAGCUUGGCCAGGCACUUCUCAGGCGCGUAGCUGAAAAUUGGCGGAGCCCGCUGGACCGCACUGAAAAUCAAUUUGCGUGGAACGCCACUGGCAAAGAAUCCUGGAACAGGGUCGCCCGUGCCGCGGCUACUGCGUUGGCAUCUAAGGCUGGGGUCAUGGCAAGCGCUGCGAGUUUUCUCGCCGGAGCUGUGCAGAUGGCGGGAGAAGAUUUGUGGAAGUUGCUGACCAUCUACGAAAUCCAAGUGGCAUCGCAAUUGCCACGAACGUCCUCUGGAGCCAAAGCCAUGGCUAAAGCCGCAGGUUGCACCGGUCUUGCGUGCCCAGGUAUCCUAGGACAAACAGAGGAGGUGGAUGUCUACAUAUACGACUAUGGAAAGCUUGAUGUCAUUUUCAGGUUGCGAUCUGACGGCAUGCCAGCUUCAGCCCUUCUGUACGACCCUGCUUGCACGAUGUGCCCAAUUGGAAUUGGCGUUUCUGGUCUCUGCGCGUCUCGAUUUACACUCUAUCCGCAGACAGAGGCUUCCGGAGUUGGUGGGCUGCCACUGGCUGCAGUGCUUUGGGAGCUCCUCCUGGGCCCUCGCAACCUUCCCGAAGCUGUUGCCUUUCUCAGAAGCCUCUUUGACGGCAGAAAGGUUGUGAUGGCUUCCGGUGCUGCUUUGCUGUUGACGCAGCCAGGUCAUGGCAUGGUAAUGGUCGAGUGGUCGCGCAACAAAAUCCACAUUUCUCCUGAAAGCUUCGAGGGUGUCCUGGUUCACGCAAAUCACUGUGCACUUGGCUCUAGCUUGAAAGAUGAGGAUCAUCGGAGCAUUUCAAGGCUCUUGGAAGCGAGCAAACGACGCCAGUCAAAGAUUGAGGAGCUCUAUGCAGACAAACUGCUGGCAGGAACAUCCACGCUGAGCUUGGGCCAAGUGCAGGCGUUCUUGUCCGCAGAGGGCAUACAGAAUGAUGAUGUGCUUGCAACCGUGAUAAGCUGCCCGGAGAAGCGCGAGCUGCACGUUCGGUUUCGUUUGCAAGUUUCUGGCAUGGAGAUGGUGGAGGAUACGCUGGCGCUCUUCUUCGAGAACCUGCACAAGUACAAGGCCAUUCCUGGGGACCUGGGACUACUGAGCCGUGCCAAAGUGGCGGCUGAUCAGUUGAGGUCACUUCAGAAAGUUUACAGCGACUCCCUGAAGGGCGUCAAGUUAGCCAACGCUGUUGCACAGGAAUUGGAGGACUGGUCCAAAGUGGCUGCACCGGAGCUCGAGAAAGCCGAAGCCGAAGGCCAGUCUGAAGCAAAGGAAGAGAAGCUCCCUCAGGAGCUGAGCAAGAAAGACAAGAAAAGACUGAAGAAGGAGAAGAAGCGCGAGAAAAAGGCCAAGAAAGCCGAAAAGAAAGCCGCCAAGACCUUGGCCAAGAUCGAAGAGGCUGCGAAGGAGGCCGAGAACAUCGCGAAGCUGGCGGGUGAAGAGGAAGCCGAGGCUGCCAGAAGAAUAGCCGAGGUGGAGGAGGAGCUUGCGGCAGCUGAGGCGGCAGCGGCUGCUGCCGAGGAGUCCUCAUCGGAAGAUCCUGAGAUGGUGGCCAAAGCAGCAAGGCUUCGAGAACAACUCAACGAAGCCUACGAGCAUUCUGCAAAC
This is a messenger RNA of Symbiodinium necroappetens, 1917 nucleotides long. The record is from the annotation of a GenBank genome assembly. NCBI's taxonomy places the organism in Eukaryota, Dinophyceae, Suessiales, Symbiodiniaceae.